Molecule: messenger RNA, 624 nt
Organism: Naegleria lovaniensis
Lineage: Eukaryota; Heterolobosea; Eutetramitea; Acrasida; Naegleriidae
Exons: 1
Coding region: 1-624 (207 amino acids)
Source: RefSeq, a predicted model, not a curated record
AUGUCCUCUCCAAGUGCAUCAGAACCAAGCGGAGUCGGAAACGAGAAGCCCCAUCCAUCAACGAAUCAGAAUCACGAUCGCAUCAGUAAGCUUUCAAUACGCCCAUCCAACUCCCUUCUACCUCCAAUUUUGAGAUACUUUGUGCAGGGCACGUUCCGAUGGCAAGUCCAUGAGAAGUGGAGUUUACUUUCUUGGAGAGCCUUCUUCAAAGAAUAUCGAUAUGAAAUUGUUACAGGAUUAUUUUCAUUGAUUGGCUCGACGCUGAGUUUUGUGAAUUGGAAUUGGAUGACGAGUGGAAUUGCUGUUUCAUGGAAUAUUGAUUUGGAACAAGAUUCAAUUUCAUUUCAAGUGAAAAAGAGUUUUAAUGAUUUGACCAGAGAUGAAGCUGUCCAAACUCUGAGGCAAUUAAAUUAUGUGUCACAAGAUGUACCUAUUGGAUCCAAUAAUAUUCUCGUCCUUAAUGAUAGAGAAAUUGAAAUUACCUUGAGAAGACAAUCUCAUCCAUACCUUGUAAAUUUUGUCGAACAACGGGACGAAGAAUUCAAAGACAAUAUGAAAAAGAGCGCUUAUUUUACAAUUGUGGUGGUGUUGGUUGUCAAUUGGAUUCGUUCUAGAAUAAAGUAG